Molecule: messenger RNA, 607 nt
Organism: Penaeus indicus
Lineage: Eukaryota; Metazoa; Arthropoda; Malacostraca; Decapoda; Penaeidae
Exons: 5
Source: RefSeq, a predicted model, not a curated record
AUGGUUAUUCCAAGGAUACCAUACACUGUCAUGUAUAGCACGGUGAAGGCUGGCCAAGCUCAUGACUCGGACCCAGACGUGGAGGUUUCGAGGCCUUCAAGCGGACAUCCCGAGAGAAAACACAUUCGACAGGCGUAUAGAAGAGCGACAGAAAGUAUGGGUCACCAUUUGAAACACAAAACCCACACCUUACCACGCCCCGAACCCCCUACGACGGGCCCCGGACCCGCCUUACCCACCCCCCCGCCCCCGCCCCCCCCGAAACCUACUUACCACGCCCCGAACCCGCUCAUCACGCCCAGAGCCUGCUUACCACGCCCGAAACCCGCCCUACACGCCCGAGCCCUGACUAUCACGCCUCAGAGCCUACCUACACGCUCCGAGCCCGCUUAUCAUCCCACGCACACUACGAGCCCGAAUACCCCUGAUACAACUACAACUACGGCGUCGCCGACGGUUACUCCGGCGCCAACUUCGCCGCCUCGGAGUCCCGCGAGGCACAAGGAUCCGAGGGCGAGAUCACACCGUGGACCUCCCCGACCAGUCCGCAAGCAGCAUCGUCAAGUAGUGGACAACGGGCGGACCGGCCCUUAUGCUGAGCUGGAGG